Marchantia polymorpha subsp. ruderalis is the source of this 438-nucleotide messenger RNA. The record is from the annotation of a GenBank genome assembly. NCBI's taxonomy places the organism in Eukaryota, Viridiplantae, Streptophyta, Marchantiopsida, Marchantiales, Marchantiaceae.
AUGUCUGCCCCGAAACGCGUUCCCCCGAAAGUGGGAGCCCUUAGUGACGAGCUUCCCCCCUCCCCCCCUCCCUCACCUGAGCCAUCUGACAAUCGGCACAUAAGAAUCCCGGCGUUCCGGAGCUGUCGACCCGUGGGUUCGGCCGAGGACGAGGGCCUCCGUGGGCCCCACCUCGCGCGGGGAAGGGGAGGUCCAUCGCCCUGCCCUCAUCCGACGACAAGUCGAUCACAGCUCGAUGGUGUUGUCUUGCCGGCAUGCCCCCUCCCCCCACUCCUCCGUGGCGGACUAUCCCCCCGCCUGCUCGCUCCUUGUCCCAUCCUGUCCUGUCCUACGCCCGGCGCGCGAUUCCUUUCUUCGAUCCGAGAUCCUGCCCUCCGCCCGGACCAAGAUUCGCGGUUCCGCCCGCGAGGAGCCAGAUUCGCACUCAAUCCGUGGUGA